AUGACAAUAUCCUUCCAUUUCAACCCCCCAGCUGCUCCUCAUCAAGGUGGUCUCUGGGAAGGAGCCAUUAAGAGUGUCAAGCAUCACCUCCGCCACGUCAUCGGCGAUCAUGUCCUAACCCUCUCAGAGUUCAUGACCCUGACUACUCAAGUGGAGGCGAUACUUAAUUCGAGACCUCUCACACCAAUGUCAAAUGACCCUUCAGAUGUCACUGUGCUCACUCCGGGACAUUUUUUGGUCGGAGCUCAACUUGCCUCUGUUCCUGAUGAAAAUCUGGAAGAGGUUCCUGAUAAUCGCCUGAAACACUGGCAUUUGGUCAAGGCCCUAAAUCAACGCAUCUGA
Messenger RNA from Macrosteles quadrilineatus (aster leafhopper), 342 nucleotides. RefSeq lists its product as uncharacterized. The record is from RefSeq and is a predicted model, not a curated record. The transcript has a single exon. Gene Ontology annotation, molecular function: nucleic acid binding. Bases 1 to 342 code for a protein of 113 amino acids. NCBI's taxonomy places the organism in Eukaryota, Metazoa, Arthropoda, Insecta, Hemiptera, Cicadellidae.